Molecule: messenger RNA, 870 nt
Organism: Penaeus monodon (black tiger shrimp)
Lineage: Eukaryota; Metazoa; Arthropoda; Malacostraca; Decapoda; Penaeidae
Product: MAGE-like protein 2
Exons: 3
Coding region: 1-870 (289 amino acids)
Source: RefSeq, a predicted model, not a curated record
AUGCAACACCUGGACGCCUCUGCCAGUUGGAAGGAUGACUCAACGCCGAGACAGGUCCUACCAUCCAUGUACCAUCCUACCACCCUGUUUGCUCAUGGCACCCAGUACCACCUCAUUCCUUGCCAACCUACAACAUCCAUAACAUCUUUCAGCAUGCCGGUAGAGCCUACAGGUUCGCCCAACAACCCACAUCUAUUUACAACAUCCCACACCAUAUUAAACGUCCAUAAAAUUCUACAUAUAACAGCCUCUCACGGUCAGUCCACAGCAUCCUACAUAUACUAUACCAUCCUCUUACAUCAUCCUACGCCACCUUACAGCAUCCUAAACCAUCCUACAAUAUCCUACAGCAUCCUACAACAUCCUACAGCAUCCUACAACAUCCUACAGCAUCCUACAACAUCCUACAGCAUCCUACAACAUCCUACAGCAUCCUACAACAUCCUACAGCAUCCUACAACAUCCUACAGCAUCCUACAACAUCCUACAGCAUCCUACAAUAUCCUACAGCAUCCUACAAUAUCCUACAGCAUCCUACAAUAUCCUACAGCAUCCUACAACAUCCUUCAGCAUCCUACAACAUCCUACAGCAUCCUACAAUAUCCUAGAGCAUCCUACAACAUCCUACAGCAUCCUACAACAUCCUACAGCAUCCUACAACAUCCUACAGCAUCCUGCAACAUCCUACAGCAUCCUACAACAUCCUACAACAUCCUACAGCAUCCUACAACAUCCUACAGAGUCCUACAACAUCCUACAGCAUCCUACAGCAUCCGACAUUCUACAUGUUAUAAUAACUCUAGACAAACUGAAGAUCCGAUUGUCAUCUGGGACAGAAAAGAAAUGUUACGAAGUCAUCCUAACACAUAA